Molecule: messenger RNA, 2684 nt
Organism: Impatiens glandulifera
Lineage: Eukaryota; Viridiplantae; Streptophyta; Magnoliopsida; Ericales; Balsaminaceae
Product: cullin-1
Exons: 18
Coding region: 223-2457 (744 amino acids)
Biological process (GO): ubiquitin-dependent protein catabolic process; protein ubiquitination
Cellular component (GO): cullin-RING ubiquitin ligase complex
Molecular function (GO): ubiquitin protein ligase binding
Source: RefSeq, a predicted model, not a curated record
AUCUCCAGGAUUGCCCACCGUCCCCCCACUCUCUCUCAUCAAUGCUCUGUCGAAGAUUGACGACGACACGAUAAUCCUCUUUCUUUCAGAUUGCUCGGUGUAAUCGUUGAUUUGUUUGACUUUGAUUUGCUCACCGCUUCUUCUUCUGCGAUCCAUAAGGUUUUCUCUGUCGAUUUCAGAAUUGAGCUGAUAAAAGUUGAAAGCUCAAAUUUUUAGACAAAAAUGGCGUUGAAUGAAAGGAGGACAAUUGAGUUAGAACAGGGUUGGGAAUUCAUGCAAAAGGGUAUUACUAAAUUAAAGAACAUUCUUGAAGGGUUGCCUGAACCGCAAUUCAGCUCAGAAGACUAUAUGAUGCUCUAUACAACUAUCUAUAAUAUGUGUACACAAAAGCCUCCCCAUGAUUACUCUCAGCAACUGUAUGACAAAUACCGUGAAGCCUUUGAAGAAUACAUUGUUUCAACUGUAUUGCCUUCACUCAGAGAGAAACAUGAUGAAUUUAUGUUGAGAGAACUUGUGAAAAGAUGGUCAAAUCAUAAAGUUAUGGUUAGGUGGUUGUCUCGAUUCUUUCAUUACCUCGAUCGCUAUUUUGUCUCUCGAAGAUCACUCCCUGCUCUCAAUGAAGUUGGACUUACCUGUUUUCGUGAUCUGGUCUACCAAGAAGUGAAUGCAAAAGUUAGAGAUGCUGUAAUAUCCUUGAUUGAUCAAGAGCGGGAAGGAGAGCAGAUAGGUCGAGCUUUGCUGAAGAAUGUUUUAGAUAUAUUUGUUGAAACUGGGUUGGGGCAAAUGGAUUAUUACGAGAAUGACUUUGAACAAGAUAUGCUUAAAGAUACAGCUGCUUAUUAUUCUAGAAAAGCUUCUAACUGGAUAUUGGAAGACUCGUUUCCAGAUUAUAUGUUGAAAGCUGAGGAGUGUUUGAAGAGGGAGAAAGAGAGAGUUUCUCAUUAUCUACAUUCGAGUAGUGACCCGAUUUUGCUGGAGAAAGUCCAACAUGAAUUAUUAUCUGUGUAUGCAACACAAUUACUAGAGAAGGAGCACUCGGGAUGUCAUGCAUUACUCCGAGAUGACAAGGUGGAGGAUCUCUCAAGGAUGUACAGGCUUUUCUCUAAAAUACCCCGAGGCUUGGACCCUAUUUCUAGCAUAUUUAAACUGCAUGUUACUACUGAAGGCAUGGCAUUGGUCAAGUUAGCAGAAGAUGCGGCAAGCAACAAGAAGGCAGAUAAGAAAGAUGUGACUGGACUUCAGGAACUGGUUUUUGUGAGGAAAAUAAUCGAGCUUCAUGACAAGUAUAUUACUUGUGUAAAUGACUGUUUUUUAAACCACAAUCUUUUCCACAAGGCGCUAAAAGAGGCUUUUGAGAUCUUCUGUAACAAGACUGUUGGUGGAAGCUCAAGCGCAGAACUUCUGGCUACGUUUUGUGAUAAUAUUUUGAAGAAAGGUGGGAGUGAAAAGUUGAGCGAUGAAGCUAUAGAAGAGACACUUGAGAAGGUGGUCAAAUUGCUUGCUUACAUUAGUGAUAAGGACCUAUUUGCUGAAUUCUACAGAAAGAAGCUUGCCCGUCGCUUGCUUUUUGACAAGAGUGCUAACGAUGAUCAUGAGAGAAGCAUCCUGACAAAGUUGAAGCAACAGUGUGGUGGUCAGUUCACAUCAAAGAUGGAAGGAAUGGUAACAGAUUUGACCCUGGCAAAGGAAAAUCAGACUAAUUUUGAGGAAUAUCAGAGUAACAACCCGGAUGCAAAUCCUGGCAUUGACUUAACUGUCACUGUCUUGACCACGGGCUUUUGGCCUAGUUACAAAUCCUUUGAUCUCAACCUUCCAGAAGAAAUGGUUAAGUGUGUUGAAGUUUUUAGAGAGUUCUAUCAAACAAAGACGAAGCACAGAAAGCUAACAUGGACAUAUUCUUUGGGUACUUGUAACAUCAUUGGAAAAUUUGACAGCAAAUCUAUCGAGCUAAUUGUGACGACAUAUCAGGCUUCUGUGUUGCUUCUGUUCAACACCUCAGACAAGCUGAGCUAUCAGGAGAUUGUGACUCAGUUGAAUUUGGGGGAUGAAGAUGUCAUUAGACUUCUUCAUUCACUUUCAUGUGCAAAGUAUAAGAUUCUUAACAAAGAGCCGAGCACAAAAGCAAUUUCUCCUACCGAUUACUUCGAGUUCAACUCUAGGUUCACUGAUAAGAUGAGAAGAAUAAAGAUUCCUCUUCCUCCUGUUGACGAGAAGAAAAAGGUAAUAGAAGAUGUUGAAAAGGACAGAAGGUAUGCUAUAGAUGCUUCAAUUGUCCGAAUUAUGAAGAGCAGGAAGGUUUUAGGUCACCAGCAGUUGGUCAUGGAGUGUGUGGAGCAGUUGGGUCGGAUGUUCAAGCCCGAUUUUAAAGCAAUAAAGAAGAGGAUUGAAGAUCUCAUUACUCGGGAUUAUUUGGAAAGAGACCAGGACAAUCCUAACCUUUAUCGAUACUUGGCUUGAUUAGACCGGAACAAGAACAACAACAGCCAAUUGCCCGAAUCAAAGUGGACAUUGGAUGAACUUAUGAUGAAUGAUGCUGCAUAGGCCAAGAAGUUGCUUGAGAAAUAGUCUGUACAGUUUAAGAGUGGUGUAAACUGUGGAGGUGACUGGUCUUUCAUUAAUGAUGUAUACUAACUAGUAAUAGUUUCUUAUUGUAAAUAAUAAAUAUUAUUGCUUUUGGAUCUUAA